Molecule: messenger RNA, 522 nt
Organism: Adineta steineri
Lineage: Eukaryota; Metazoa; Rotifera; Eurotatoria; Adinetida; Adinetidae
Source: the annotation of a GenBank genome assembly
AUGCGUUUCUCUUUCUUCACUUUAAUAUUAUUAUUUGCCGUUUUGAAUACUGUUAAAUGUACGAUGGAUUCAUGUCGUCAAACAUUUGGCUCUAGAAAAUAUGAUUUGAAUCGUUUAAGUAAAUUUACAUUAUUUGGAAGUGAUGAUGAAUACGAUUAUGCUCUAACUCUUUGUGAUAUUGUUAAAGCAGAAGCAUGUCAUGGACAUAUUGUUCCGUAUGAAAUGAGUUGUCAAUAUAAUCGUGCCUUUCAAAUGUGGUCUACAAUGGCAUUUCUAGAUGGUAAAUCAACGUUUUCGCCCAAUCUUAAUGCAACCUACACAGAAAAUUCAGAUGGACCAGGAACAGGUGUUUUUAUGACAACAAAUAAUGGUGAUCCAUGUUUUGGUCGUACUCGAUAUAUGAGAAUGAAACUUAUUUGUGAUAGAACUGUUGAACAACCGACAAAUAUGACUAUUGUACAAUGGUCAAAUUGUGAUUUUCAUGUUGAAGUAAGAGCUAUACAAGCUUGUCCAAUACAAUAA